This is a messenger RNA of Paralichthys olivaceus (Japanese flounder), 3399 nucleotides long. It is a transcript of the gene epn3b, whose product is annotated as epsin 3b. The record is from RefSeq and is a predicted model, not a curated record. NCBI's taxonomy places the organism in Eukaryota, Metazoa, Chordata, Actinopteri, Pleuronectiformes, Paralichthyidae. Gene Ontology annotation, molecular function: phospholipid binding; clathrin binding. Gene Ontology annotation, cellular component: plasma membrane; clathrin vesicle coat; endosome. Gene Ontology annotation, biological process: endocytosis.
GCCGUGCGCUGUGGAUGAUCCUCGUCCUAUGCGGAUUUCAUCGCUGACUGACCGCCUGAGCCGCUCGCAUCAUCCCGGGAAGAGGCCUGGAUUUAGGCGCUGACACCCCCUCAUCCAGGGAUCACUAAACCCUUCUUAGUGCUCGGAUCUGCUCCCACGUUUACCGAACAUAGCUGCGGGUUGGAUCAUCGUGGUUGCCCUGCUUAGCAGAUCCCAGCAGAGGGGAUACUAACGACGCUGAGGAGGAGGAGGAGGAGGAGGACAGCGAGAGGCGAUGAUGAGCAAUGGACAAGCCCUGCGCCGGCAGGUGAAGAACAUUGUGCACAACUAUUCAGAAGCAGAGAUCAAGGUUCGUGAGGCCACCUCGAACGAUCCAUGGGGCCCAUCCUCAUCUCUCAUGUCCGAGAUCGCAGACUUGACCUUCAAUGUGGUGGCGUUUGCUGAGGUCAUGGGCAUGGUUUGGAAACGCCUCAACGACAGCGGCAAGAACUGGAGACAUGUCUACAAGGCCCUGACUCUGUUGGAUUACCUGCUGAAGACAGGAUCAGAGAGAGUGGCUCAGCAGUGUCGUGAGAACGCGUUCACGAUUCAGACACUGCGUGACUUCCAGUACAUGGACCGUGACGGCAGAGACCAGGGGGCUAACGUGAGGGAAAAAGCUCGCCAGCUGGUGUGUCUCCUGCGAGACGAGGAGCGGCUCCGCCAGGAGAGAAGUCAAGCCCUGAAGACCAAGGAGCGAAUGGCUGGUGGGGGCAGCGGAGGAGGCGGGGGUGUGUACGGAGGCAUCCCCCCGUCUUAUCACCCGGGUAGGCGAACGAGCCAGCCCAGCAUGUCUGUGCUGUACGGCGAGGAGUUCAGCCGCUCCAGAGGCUCUCCGUCCUCCUUUAACUCCUCGUCGUCAUCUCCUCGUGCCGCCUCAGACCUGGAGCAGGCCAGGCCUCAGACCAGCGGGGAGGAGGAGCUGCAGCUCCAGCUCGCCUUAGCAAUGAGCAGGGAGGAGAGUCAGAAGGAGCAGCGCUGUCGCCAAGGAGACGAGUCUCUGUUACAGAAGGCCCUGGAUGAGAGCCGGAGAGAGAGCCAGUCAGGGACUCAGGAGUCAGCCAUGUUGGACCUGGUGGACAUAUUUGCCACGUCAUCCGAGCAGCCGCCUCCUCCCAGUGACCCUUGGAACUCAGCUCAGCCCACCAAUGAUGUCACCUCUGACCCCUGGGACUCUGUAGCAGUUCACAGCAGCACUCCUGUGAUUGGUAGCCCUUGGACAGCCCCUCCCUCCUCCUCCAACGCGUCCAAUCCUUGGGCCCCAUGUGCCGACUCAAGUGCAGACCCCUGGGAAGGAGCGCCGGCCUCCUCUAGUCCUGUAAAUCAUGCAUGGGACAACCCAACAGACGGAGAUGUCGAUGGGACAGAUCCGUUUGCUGAGCAGGAAGAGGACAAGCCUCAAGUGUCCUCUCCUCAACUGGCUAGUCCAACAGAUGCAGAGCUGUUUGGGGUAAACCCAGACUCUGACCCGUUUUCUGCAGUGGAUUCUACAACCAAUGCAUUUGGGGCUGAUCCUCCUGUGAAACCUCUGGUAAAUGGACGAGAGUCUGACAGCCCCGAGAUGUUCGACCUGACCCGGCUCGCACCUCCGCUCAGCGCACCGCUUACACGUGUGUGUCGGACCCCAGAGGCCUUUCUGGGACCUACGGGGGCCUCGCUGGUCAAUUUAGAUGCUCUGAUACCCACCAACCCUCCUAGCAAAAUGCACAACAACCCCUUCCUUUUAGGUCUGAGUGCUCCGUCUCCCACCAACCCCUUCCACUGCGACCAGCCUCGCCUCACCCUCAACCAAAUGAGACCAUCCUCCACCUCCCCGCUGCCCCCUCACAUGCUCUCCUACAGCCCGUCGCUGCCUCUUCCUCUCUCCCACCAGCCGCCCAUCCUCCCCUCCUCUCUUACGCAGCCUCCUGCCGGACUCCUGGACCUCCCCUCCAACCUCCCCCAGCCCCUGCUCCCUCUGUCUCCGCGACCGGCAGCCCGCACUCAGUCCCAGAUGCAGACACACAGCCACAACCCCUUCCUCUGAGACUGCUGCACCCUUCUAACGACGGUAUGGACUCUUUUUUAGAUCGGUCUGUGCUGACUACAAUGACUGCAAUUCAAAUGAGCCUGAACUGGAUCGUGGUCUGAUGCCAUCGUGCACACUUGAAGCGGAUAGAAACACGAACUGGAUGUACUUGUGUCUGUCCCAAGACACGUCAGCUGCUAUAUAACCUGAACUCUUGAAGAAAAGCUAACUCACACGCACACACACACACACAUACACACUCAAACUUGCACUCAGGCGCACAUUAGGGUGCACACACAUCAACCUCAUGCACAGACACACGCACACAAGACUUAACAGGGUGCAUCUCAAAAGUCCAUUAAAUGUCUUUUUCCCCUUUAGCAACUCCGAGCAUCCUUUUCUCCACACAACACAGAGACUCGGAUGAAGCCACACACACUGAUUGUCCACCGAGAUUUCCCAGGAUCCUCACCGCUGCUGCUUCACCGACGAAAGCAUGAAUGCAUCCCACCACCCCCACCUACCCCCCGAGAGUCCAAACUAUUCUAUCCUGCUGAGCACCUGAGAUGAGUUAUUCAAAUAAAUCCCGUUUUUUUCCCAAUGAGUCAAAUAGUAUCUUGAGAUUUCUUGGCACAAUUGAGAAUCAGUGGAGAUGACCCAAAAGUGUGUUUCCGUAAGACUUUAGAAAACAUGCAGCACUGUUCAAGAACUAAUUGACUCAGGUGGUCCUCCCCAUACAUGACAAUACCUAUUUUGCAUUUUACCUUGUUACCUUGCAAAUGCAACAGAAUCUACUGCAUCUAUUCUACAUCUUUAUUGUAGAUGUAAAUUAUUUAUCCUGUUAAAGGCGAGUGGAUCCAAAAGGAUUUAGAUGGAUUUAAAACAGGACUAAACCAGCCUAAGCUACACCUCAAUAUCUCAAUCUGGACCUAAACUGAUCACUGAUUGUACCCUCUUGGACCCGCGUGCCUGCCUCUACAGCUGACCCACAAUGCAUUCCCGGCUGGUUCACAUUGGCGCCGUCGAGGAGGACCUCAGGGAGACCGCUCUGUCCCUCCUCCAAAGAGAUUCAACCUCACUGAAUCAAAAAACACACAGGGAGAUGAAUGGAUAUUUCAGAUGUGAGCGUAUAAACGAGGGAGGUGAAGGAGGAGGGAGGGGUAAAUGAAAGAUGAACAUAAAUAAGGUGAAGUGAUCACAGAUGAUAAACUGAUGCGUUGAGCAGCAGCUCCUCGUUCACUUCGGUUUUAGGAACAAGUGAAUCUGUUUGGUCGUCACUGCACUGAACCUGGACCUGAAUGUGAAAUGCCUGCCUAUAUACACACAGGCUCAGUACAUAUGUAUUUAAUAGA